UUUUUUUUUCAUCCUUUGCCGCUAGAAAUUCUCCGGCAAGAGUCGGCUAUAGCCAGGGAGGCAAGGGAGGUGUGCGGUUCGGGGCCGGGCGGUUCCGCAGUCGGCGCAGACAUUGGACAAGGUGGAUCUGUUGGCGGGGUACUUGAGCGCGCAGGGAAUGCGCCGAUAUCGCAGACUGCUUUCCACGUCCACGCUGAACCGACCUCGAGCGUGGACCACGAAAAAGUUCACGGCUUCAGUUUUGCUUUGACUUUCAGAUCACCUCUUGCUCCUCUACUCAAAUCCCCUCACACCCCGUCAGAGGUCAGGUUCCCAGUCCGCCCUCGCCGAUACGUUUGCCCCAAAAACAAUCCCGCAAUGUCGUCCUUCAAUAUCGUCGUGUUUGCCGGCGACCAUGCUGGUCCAGAGGUCGUUGGCGAGGCAAUUAAGAUCUUGAGAACCGUCGAGGCACAAAGCAAGGCCGGCGUCAAGUUUAACCUGCAGGACCACCUGCUCGGCGGUGCCUCCAUCAACGCGCACGGCACCCCCCUCACAGACGAGGCCCUCUCGGCCGCCAAGGCCGCCGACGCGAUCCUGCUCGGCGCCAUCGGCGGGCCCGAGUGGGGGCCCUCGUCCCCCGUCCGGCCCGAGCAGGGGCUCCUCAAGCUCCGCAAGGAGCUGGGCACCUUUGGCAACCUGCGCCCGUGCUCCUUCGCCUCGGACAGCCUCGUCGACUUCUCGCCGCUCAAGGCCGAAGUGUGCCGCGGCACCGACUUCGUCGUGGUGCGCGAGCUCACGGGCGGCAUCUACUUUGGCGACCGCACCGAGGACGACGGCUCCGGCUUCGCGCUCGACACGGAGCCCUACUCGCGGCCCGAGAUCGAGCGCAUCGCGCGCCUGGGCGCCCGCCUCGCCCUCGCGCGCGACCCGCCCGCCAAGGUCUGGAGCCUCGACAAGGCGAACGUGCUGGCGACCAGCCGGCUGUGGCGCAAGGUGGUGGACGAGGUCUUCGCAAGCGAGUUCCCGCAGCUCGAGCUCGGCCACCACCUCAUCGACUCGGCCGCCAUGCUCAUGGUCAAGAACCCGCGCGCGCUCAACGGCGUCGUCAUCACGAGCAACCUGUUCGGCGACAUCAUCAGCGACGAGGCCAGCGUCAUCCCCGGCAGCCUGGGCCUGCUCCCCAGCGCGAGCCUGGGCACCAUCCCCGACGGCGAGAGCAGGUGCAACGGCAUCUACGAGCCCAUCCACGGCUCCGCCCCGGACAUCUCGGGCAAGGGCAUCGUCAACCCCGUCGGCACCAUCCUGUCCGUCGCCAUGAUGCUGCGCUACUCGCUCCGCAUGCCCGCCGAGGCCGACGCCAUCGAGGCCGCGGUCAAGAAGGCCAUCGACUCGGGCGUCCGCACCAAGGACCUGGACGGCGCCGCGGGGACAAAGGAGAUGGGCGACGCGAUUGUUGCCGAGCUGAAGAAGUUGCUGUAGUCAGAUAAUACAUGAUAAGAUAACAAAAAAUGAGGAUUCAGAAAAAUAAAGUUGGCGGAUAUCAAGGGGCCCUGAAUUCCAAAUUGAGUACCCGA
This is a messenger RNA of Gaeumannomyces tritici R3-111a-1, 1553 nucleotides long. Its product is annotated as 3-isopropylmalate dehydrogenase. Lineage: Eukaryota; Fungi; Ascomycota; Sordariomycetes; Magnaporthales; Magnaporthaceae. Bases 358 to 1458 code for a protein of 366 amino acids. Gene Ontology annotation, biological process: L-leucine biosynthetic process. The record is from RefSeq and is a predicted model, not a curated record. Gene Ontology annotation, cellular component: cytosol. The transcript is spliced from 4 exons. Gene Ontology annotation, molecular function: NAD binding; magnesium ion binding; 3-isopropylmalate dehydrogenase activity.